GGAGAGUGUGAGCACGUUUUACAGUUACGAAGUGACCUGUUUGUGUAUGGAGUUGGACUACGGAGCGUAUACAUCCGCCAAGUUGUUGGAGAGGCAGCGGUGAUGUCGUAUCAGGACGAUCAAUACGAUGAUGAUCGGAGAAGGUAUAAUCGCGACGAGCAAGACCGUAGCUAUCGUGGAAGGAGCCGCGAUCGCGAGCAACAGCCACAAGACCGUGGCGAACCAAAACGUGAAUUCCGGGAACGACCAGCGAGUAGCCGUGAUGAACGAAAUGAAGUGGGCGAUGCACCUCGACGCACGCAACCUGUGGUGUGCUUCGGCUGUAAGGCAGUGGGUCACUACCGCAGCGACUGCUGGCGUUUGUGGACUAAUCCAGAAACGCACAGGCAAUUGGAAGCUGACGGCUACCACUGCCCACAGGACUACCAACGACGCGGGAGAUCGUCUUCGCCGCGACGUAACCCGGCUAUGAGUUUUAAACGAUCACCAUCGGAGGAGCCUAAGACUGCAGCUCGUACGGCGGAGCUCGAGAAGGCGGUAGAAGCCAUGAAGUCCUUCAUUGACGCUGAGAUGGCCCGCCGAUCUGCUAAAGAGAACAAGAAACUUGAGAAAGCAGAGGCUAAACAGCGCGAAGAACAAGAGCGUUUAGCCCGGGAGGAGGUGAAACGUCUAGAAGAUUUGAAGAAUCUUUAGAAGCUGGAGAAGAUACGGAAGCAGGAGGCUGACCGUGAAACUAUGGCUAAGGCAGUUGAGAUAUCGGUGGGACUGCGCUUCAGUACGGUCGACGGCCGUCUGAAGAAUAUUGUACGGGAAGUGAUAACCGAAGGACUCCUACCUCCGAAAGACAAAGGCAAGGGACCGGAGGCGAUUGCAUCCACAUCAGGUUCCGCAAAUGCCAGUGAGACUGAAGGCAUCACCAAGAGUACGGAAGGGCUGCAGAUUACCGAAAAACGUAAGCGUGGUGAGGACACACCGAUCGGAAACAGCCCACCGGUGACAACACCAGCGAAGCGCGUCACAAGACGGACAGCAAUGAAGCCACUUCGUUUAG
Molecule: messenger RNA, 1051 nt
Organism: Chara braunii
Lineage: Eukaryota; Viridiplantae; Streptophyta; Charophyceae; Charales; Characeae
Source: the annotation of a GenBank genome assembly